AAAAAUGGAUUUGUUACCACUUACUAGUGACAUAACAAAACUGAAAGAGUAUUGUGUGACUGAAAUAAACAAAAUUGUAUCUCAAAUAAAGAAUGAGCCAACAGCAGAGAAGUACAAAAUGUUGGCAAAACUCACACUUUCAAGGCUUAUAACAUUUAAUGAUAGGAGAGGUGGUGAGCCUAGAAAACUGAAGACAACAGCUUGGCAUGGUACAAGAGAAGGAAGCUCUGUUCACAAAGAAGAGCUAGAUGUACUGCCUGUAGAAGAGAAGAAGCUGGAUGAAAGGCUGAGGCUAGGAUACGUUGUUGGGAAAGGCCACAAGAAAGUCCCCAUCAUAUUCCCUGAAGAGACAGUUAAUGCAAUCGAUGUGUUAAUGCAGCAUAGGGUAUCAUUCAUUACCAAUAAAAGUAACCCUUACAUAUUUGCCAGACUUCACAAGGAGUCAAUGCUGUACCUCCGUGGUUCAGACUGUGUUAGAGAGGUUUGUGAGAUGGCAGAUCUGCAACAAGCCUCUUUACUGACUGCUACACAAAUGAGGAAAUACUUGGCUACUACAUUGCAGUUGUUAGAUAUGAAACAAGCUGAGCUCCGAUGGGUAACAGACCAUUUAGGACAUACAGUUGACGUGCACAAGAAAUGGUAUCGACUUUCAAACAGGACUGUGGAGCUAACAAAAUUUGCUAACUAG
This is a messenger RNA of Mercenaria mercenaria, 688 nucleotides long. RefSeq lists its product as uncharacterized. The transcript has a single exon. Gene Ontology annotation, biological process: DNA recombination; DNA integration. Gene Ontology annotation, molecular function: DNA binding. NCBI's taxonomy places the organism in Eukaryota, Metazoa, Mollusca, Bivalvia, Venerida, Veneridae. The coding region runs from base 5 to 688 and encodes 227 amino acids. The record is from RefSeq and is a predicted model, not a curated record.